AUGGAUCGGUAUGAGAAGCUCAGUCGACUGGGCGAGGGUUCCUAUGGAGUUGUUUACAAAUGUCGAGACCGAGAAACAGGAGCCCUGGUUGCAGUUAAGAGAUUUGUUGAGUCUGAGGAUGAUCCGGCCAUACGUAAAAUAGCACUGCGAGAGAUAAGGCUGCUCAAGAACCUCAAGCACCCGAAUUUGGUAUCCCUGCUAGAGGUCUUUCGACGCAAACGACGCCUGCAUCUGGUCUUUGAGUUCUGUGAGCUGACGGUGCUGCACGAACUGGAGCGACAUCCCCAGGGCUGUCCGGAGCCACUGACCAAGCAGAUCUGCUAUCAGACGCUACUGGGCGUGGCCUACUGCCACAAACAGGGUUGUCUGCACCGGGACAUUAAGCCGGAGAACAUUCUGCUCACAGCACAGGGUCAGGUAAAACUGUGCGACUUUGGAUUUGCACGUAUGCUCAGUCCAGGGGAGAACUACACAGAUUACGUGGCGACACGCUGGUACCGAGCACCCGAGCUGCUCGUGGGUGACACACAGUACGGCACACCUGUGGAUGUCUGGGCCAUUGGCUGCCUCUUUGCGGAGUUGGUGCGGGGCGAGGCGUUGUGGCCGGGACGGAGUGAUGUGGAUCAGCUGUAUCUGAUACGGAAAACUCUAGGAGAUUUGAUGCCAAGGCACAUACAAAUCUUUGGGCAAAACGAGUACUUCAAGGGCAUAACGCUGCCAGUGCCGCCAACGCUUGAGCCGCUCGAGGAUAAGAUGCCAGCGAAAGCGCUGCAAAAUCCACUAACCAUCGACGUGCUGAAGAAGUGCCUCGACAAGGAUCCAGCCAAGCGUUGGUCCUGCGACAAGCUCAUCAAGCACUCGUACUUCGAUGACUACAUAGCCAAACAGCGCGAGCAGGAGCACAUCAACAGCCUCGAGGCAGCCACACUGCGGCAACAACAAUUGGCCUCCCAGCAAUUUAUGCUUGCCACAGCCGCCCAGCAGUUGCAAACGGGCGCGGCACAAGCAGCUGCCAUUGCCGCGGCUCGUGAUAAAUCAAAGACUUCAAACACCUCGUUGCCGCUGCUGCCGAGCAACCAGCAUCAUCAUCAUCAUCCGGGUCAUCAUCAGGAUUAUGUGAAGCUGCAGCCGCUGAAUAAGAAUGCAGCGAUGCUGCAUCGCACCGAGCAUCAUCUGCCCACCAUUUGAGAGGCGUCUCCAUCUUCUUUCGACUGCACUCAAUUCAAAUAUUUACUUUCAUUCUCGGGGUUGGGUUACAUAUAUAUUCCGUUUGGUAUUCUAACUAAAGCUAAGUACUUGAUAAAUGUAUGAAAAUAUUAAAG
Messenger RNA from Drosophila innubila, 1322 nucleotides. Its product is annotated as cyclin-dependent kinase-like 1. Gene Ontology annotation, biological process: protein phosphorylation. The transcript is spliced from 3 exons. NCBI's taxonomy places the organism in Eukaryota, Metazoa, Arthropoda, Insecta, Diptera, Drosophilidae. Gene Ontology annotation, molecular function: ATP binding; cyclin-dependent protein serine/threonine kinase activity. The record is from RefSeq and is a predicted model, not a curated record. Gene Ontology annotation, cellular component: nucleus. Bases 1 to 1188 code for a protein of 395 amino acids.